AUGCCCAUCAAUCUGUUCCCAUCUCUCUACAACACCUUGAUAUCUCAGAAACGUUAUCCUCUCAUGGACGUCUCGCUGACGUCCUCUCCUCUAACACCCUCGCCGUCCCCCACCUCCAGUAACAUGGACUCAUCCACCUCCGACGUCAUAUCUACCGCUUCCUCCGGUACCGAAACUACCGGCGCUACGUCUGCUGCUGCUGAGACUGCGUCCAGUACUAGUUCAGUCACGCAGAGCCCUGUCCCAUCUAGCACGCCCGCAGGAGAUACAGCAAGCACGGGUACGCGCUCGCCUACGCCAUCGUUGACUUCGAUGACCUCGAGCACUGACUCAUUCACUUCUACUUCUUCUGGCUUUGCCUUUUCUUAUUCCGACCCUGCAUUUUCUACGUCGGUACUGGCUACGUCUUCCGUGGCCACUUCACCUACUCAAUCAACCGUGGUCCCGUUAUCAACAUCUACCGUAGUGUCUGUGUCAUCCACGUCCGUGGCUUUUACUCCGUCUGUUGACACGUCUAUUUCGGCAACAACAUCUCCACUGACAAGCUCCACCUCGGAAUCUUUUAGUCUCGGAGAGACAUCGACGUCAGGUGCUGCUACAUCGAAUACAAACAAUACUGUUGCAAGCUUAUGGACUACAGCAGAGACGUUAAUCUCAACUACCACCGUCGCGAUACCCGAGACGGUUUACACCACCGUUUCACCGCAUACCAGUGACACAUACAUGCCCUAUACGUCCAUGUACACGAUGGUUUCUACCUUACCUGGUGGCGUUGGGACAACUACCCUGACAGUGACCACUAGUGGUGUUCUAAGUACGGCCGCCGGGGCAGACGCCAUCGGUAGUGACACCUCCCCGGGAAAGAUUGCCGCCAUCGUAUUGGGUCUUGUGGGGGCUGCGGUCAUCGUCGCCCUUUGGAUCUUCUGCGCUCGGAGACAUCAUCGCAAACGUGAAAGAGAUGCUGCCCUACUGGGUUCUUCACGGCAUCUCGGCCCGCUCGAAGGUGAAGUGUUUGAUGAUGGUGAAGAGCCCGAAUACCUCCGCCGGGGCUCCGGCAGUACUGGACCACCCGUGAUGGAGGAGCGUUAUGCGGGUAUACUGGCAGCGCUACACACCGGCCAUACGGCGGGGGGUAGCACAGACGGUGUUUAUGGAUCGCACCGGGACCGUCGGACGAAUGAAAAUGGAGAUUCGGUCAUUGAUACGGCCCGUGCAUCGUCUCCCACCCUUCCGUUUCAUGCCAACGAUGAUGGAUCACAUAUCACCCCCCUCUCGCCGCCGCCGGCUGUGGUCCUGUCAUCGCGCCCGCAGACCUCAACAUACGUGAAUCCAAUAGCGGAGCGACGCCGGAGGAGCUCCCCAGGGCCAGAUGCUGCUGCGUGGCUCAGCGGUCACAUCGCUCCAUCGUGUGCAUCUCACUACGCGCGUUCGCAGACCUUGGGGUCUGGAUCUGGAUCGUGCUCCGUCGAUGCACUCACGCGGACGCUUACUGGAAGUGAGGAACCCCUUCUAGGCACUGGAAAUCACCCUCAUGCUCAGACCUCGGGUGGGAAUAGACUUGGGCUGGGCUCCGCUUUUGGGUCUGCGGAAGGGUCUGCGUACAGUCCAAGCUAUUACGCCGAUGCCAGGAGCAGGACUUUAUCUGGAAGCGGAUCGUAUGCCCACACGAGGAGUAUGGCGUCCAGUAGCUUUGAUGUAUUGAGGAGCAUGUCGUCGCAGGGUGCAUUGUCGAGUUCGCACACUGACCAUGGCUUUGGUUCUGGAGGUGUCCGGAGCGUGUCGAGCGAUAGCAUGGGGCGGAAGAAGUAUCGGCAUGGGUUCGGAAGUCCGCCAUCGAGUUUCAGGGUAUGGAGAGAACGUGGAUCCUCAGUGCGCAACAAGGAUGACAGCAAGGAUCGAAGACGGAGUACGGGAAGCAGUAAUAUAUCUGUUUCGGGGUCCGGAAGUGGCGAUGAGAGGAAGGGUCGGUCGAGUCCUGCAUACGGUGUUCGUGGGUUGUUGGAUAGGUUAUGGAGAGUGGGUCAUACGCCUUCGCCAUCGUCAUCCUCGAGAGCGUUACCUGCUACGCCCACGAAAGGUUCGAAGGAAUUCGACGUUGAGAGGACCGCAGGCAUAAGAGGUGGCGAGGCCCGGCCUCCAACGCCAGUGCCGAUACAAGCGCCGGUUCCAACAUCCUCACGAUCGUACAUUGUUUCGAAUCCAAAUCCUUGUCCGCCCUCGCCCUUCCUGGACACGAACGCUGCAACGGUCUCAAUCCCACAACAUAACGACGAGCCGUAUAACCCUUACGAUUCGCUACGCCCACCUACUCUUCCGUAUGCAUCGGUGCCAUCGCCUGUGCCCACGGAAGCGUCAUGCCUUCCAGAGGGCUUGCUACAUCCCCGACUUCAAGUAGACGGACGGAGCGCCGCAAGCCUGCGAGAUUUCGAGGACUAUACGCGCCCGAUAGCUGGACUCGUCAAGAACCGCGUGUAUAGCACAACGACGUUUGGAACCGCAGACUACAGCGAGCCCACUCCUGCACACGACGCACAUGAAUUGCCCAGUGAGCCGACAGAUAGACCAAGGGAGAGCUGGUUCGCGGAUGAGAGUCCCCGCUCUCGUCUGUGUACGACUACGCUUUCUUCAUGA
Molecule: messenger RNA, 2631 nt
Organism: Pisolithus orientalis
Lineage: Eukaryota; Fungi; Basidiomycota; Agaricomycetes; Boletales; Pisolithaceae
Exons: 4
Coding region: 1-2631 (876 amino acids)
Source: RefSeq, a predicted model, not a curated record